AUGAGAAGAUACUUUUCUCGAGGCAUAGCAACGGACAGCGUGAACGUGGCAAACCAGUUUGCAGAAGCCGGCGACGUGCAGAAAGUACGAGAGUUGCUGGAGCCACUCUUGACGGGCGGGGCGAAGCCUUUCUUGUUCAACAUCGUGCUGAAGGCUUAUGCCAAUGCCGCUGAUCUGCUGGGAGCAGAGGCCUGGUACCGGCGGAUGCUUUCGUCGAAAGUGAGUCCCAAUGUCAAGACUUUCGGAAAGCUCUGCAAAAGCGCCGCGAAGGCUCGUGAGCCUCUAAGUGCCGAGCGAUGGUUCUUCCGGGCUGCAGAGCGAUUGCCGGUGUCCUCAGUGCAGUUGGGCACGCUUCUGGACGCUUGCAAAGAGGAUCCUCAACGAGGGGAGUCUUGGCUUCGCCGAAAAGAGCUUCUGAAUCUGGAUCUCCCUAAGAGCUCCGAAGCUUCGAAGUCUGCGGCUUACGGGGCUUCCGUGGCAGCCUGGGCCAAGGCUGGCGACUUGCGGAGCGCAGAAAUGGCAUUUCAUCGGGCUGUGCGUGAAGGUGGUGUCAGCUCGCGGCUUUGGGCUAUCUUAUUAGAUGCAUACUCGAAGAGCAGCGCCACCGAGAAGGCUGCAGAAUGGUUCCAAGCUGGAAUUGAGAUGCAGCUCAAGCCUUGCGCCGUGAGCUACACAUCUGUUAUGGAUGCUUUCGCUCGAACCAGAGACAGUCCCGCUGCCGAGAAGUGGAUGCUGGCACUGAUUCGGGACGGCAUCCGAUUGGAAAACCCGCCAUGCGUGGUCCUUCUGGGAUCCUGGGCAAAGAUGGCAGAAGUUGAGCGUGUGGAAGCUUGGAUGGGGCGAAUGCAAGCUGCAAAGGUGCAGUUGGACAUAAUGGCACACACGGCUCUCAUAUCGGCUUGCGCUGCGGCUGGAGACGCCGAAAAGGCGGAAGCGGUGCUUCAAGAGCUCUGCACUGCUGGACUUGAGCCGGAUGUGGUUCCUCAUACGGCCGUGGUCCAGGCUCACCUGAGGUCGCAUCAUCCGGAACGCCUCGCUCGUGCCUGCAACGCCAUGGAGCGGAUGAUGGGCGAUGGGAUUGCACCAAAUGCGCUGAGCUUCGGGCUCCUGAUUGGAGGCUUUGCAUCCGAAGGCCACACAGCUGAAGCAGAGGACUGGUAUGCAAGAAUGAGGUGGAAUAUCAGAGAUGCAGACCUUGUGGCACACAAUGCCGUAAUCAAUGCUGCAACCAGAGCUGGUGAUGCGGUUCGAGCUCAGCUCUGGUGGGAGCGGCUGGAAGCCUGUGAGCUCCUGGCAGAUGCGACGAGCAUGAACACGUUGCUGGACGCCGUGGUGCGCGCUGCUCCGGAGGAGGCUUUGGUCUGCUAUCAGAGCUUGAAAGGUCGGAGUCGGAGAGACAUGGCCUGGCCAACAGAAGUGACAUUUGCCAUCCUCAUGCGCCCCUUCGCCUUAGGAGGGGACCUGAAAAGCGUGGACCGCCUCUGGCAGCAGAUGGUCAGCGAUGGCAUCCGGCCACAGCCCUGCAAUCUCUGGGCAGUCCUCUCUGCUUGUGCCAACUCAAACCCGAUGUUGCCAGACACGGCUGUGCAGCGAUAUCAGGACUGGGUUCAACAGGGCGGCAGCACCGACCGUCAUGUGGUUUCCGCACUCCGCGCCGCUUUGGGCGAGACGAAGCUCAAAAAGACCAAAACAGAUCGUCUUCCUUGCGCAGCUGUCGGAGCCCCUCUUGGCCUAUAUUCACCUAUUGGCGUUGGGGAUUCUCAAAAUAAGCCCUUUCACUACGUAGGGUCGAUGUUUGGGUGGACCCUUAUUCAAAUCUGA
Symbiodinium necroappetens is the source of this 1821-nucleotide messenger RNA. The record is from the annotation of a GenBank genome assembly. NCBI's taxonomy places the organism in Eukaryota, Dinophyceae, Suessiales, Symbiodiniaceae.